Messenger RNA from Phymastichus coffea, 681 nucleotides. RefSeq names its product troponin T, cardiac muscle-like. The record is from RefSeq and is a predicted model, not a curated record. NCBI's taxonomy places the organism in Eukaryota, Metazoa, Arthropoda, Insecta, Hymenoptera, Eulophidae. The coding region runs from base 1 to 681 and encodes 226 amino acids. The transcript is spliced from 2 exons.
AUGGAGAGCAAGAGUGAGCAAACCAAAGAAAGUAGAAAACGAGAAAAAGGAAAACAGUGGGAAAAAGGAUAUAAGAAAGUUCAUGCAAAGGGAGAAAGAUAUGAAAUAAUUGAGCAGGCAGGGGAAAUAGAGACCGAUGAUGACGAGGUAGCUGAGGAAAACGAACAAGAUGAGGUGGAGAAGGAGAAGGAUAGUGAGGGAAGGCGAGGAGAGAAUUCGGCGAAAGAUAAAAGUGAGGAAAUACGGAAGGAGCAGGAGAUAAAAGACGCACAAGAGCUAAAUGGUAAAGAAGGUGAGGCCAAUAAGGAAGAUAAUGAAGCAAGGAGAAUAGAAAACCGAGGGACGGAUAUAAACACAGACAAGAGCAUGGACACAAGCGAGGAUGAGAGAAGCAGAGUAGGAGAGAAAUUAAAGAAACUACAGGAUAGAAUGGAGGAGAUGGAAGAGCAAAGAAGAAUUGAUGCACAAGCAGUAACAAUGGCGAAAGAAACGAUAAGACUGACAGUGGAGAAGUUGGAUCGAAAAAUGUCAGAAUUGAUAAAACAAAUGGGAGAAGAGGAGAGAGAACAUAAAGAAAAGUUGAAGGAGGAAAUAGGAAAAAUGGUUAGAAGUGGCAAAUGUAGGAGGGAGAAAGGAAAGCAGGCUAACGAGAGCGCAGAAAACAAGCGAAGCGAAAAGUAA